Molecule: messenger RNA, 1462 nt
Organism: Uloborus diversus
Lineage: Eukaryota; Metazoa; Arthropoda; Arachnida; Araneae; Uloboridae
Gene: Urod
Product: uroporphyrinogen decarboxylase-like
Exons: 1
Coding region: 143-1231 (362 amino acids)
Biological process (GO): heme biosynthetic process
Cellular component (GO): cytosol
Molecular function (GO): uroporphyrinogen decarboxylase activity
Source: RefSeq, a predicted model, not a curated record
GUUUACCGAUGGUACAAAGUUCAAUGUUGUGUUGAUUGAUACAACCGUAAAUUAAUAGUCAGUUGCACUUCUAGUUGAAACUAAUUAAUUCUUUUUUUCGCCGAUUUCGUGAUUCUCCUUUUUUUUUUUGACUAAAGUGAGAAUGUCGAAGCAUAGUUUUCCCGUAUUAAAAAACGAUUGUUUACUACGUGCUGCUAGGGGUUUGCGAACCGAGAGAGUGCCGGUAUGGAUCAUGCGUCAAGCUGGGCGGUAUCUGCCAGAAUUUCGAAAAGUACGCGAAGAACAUUCAUUUUUUGAAAUAUGCCGGACACCUGCUUUAGCAUGUGAAAUUACUUUGCAACCAAUUCGACGUUAUGCUCUUGAUGCUGCAAUUAUAUUUUCCGAUAUAUUAGUAAUUCCUCAGGCAUUGGGUAUGCAAGUGGAGAUGAAACCUAGUAUUGGCCCUCAUUUUCCUGAACCACUUUCUGAGCCUAAAGAUGUGGAGAAGCUAAAGAAGGGAUGCAUUGAUGAAGAAUUAAGCUAUGUUUAUGAAGCAAUCACAUUAACAAGACAUGAGUUAGAUGGUCUUGUGCCACUAAUUGGAUUCACAGGUGCACCAUGGACUUUGAUGUGUUACAUGAUCGAAGGGGGAUCAUCUAAGACUUUGAGCAAAGCAAAAUCCUGGCUUUAUAAAUGGCCAGAAGAGAGUCAUAAUUUGUUGCAUUUGCUGAAAGAUGCAGUUAUUUCGCAUUUAGUUAACCAAAUCAAAGCCGGGGCCCAGCUAGUGCAAAUAUUUGAAUCAAAUGCUGAAUAUCUUACUCCAGAUUUGCUAAAGAAGUUUUCAUUACCUUAUUUAAAAGAAAUUCAACGAAGCGUUUCUUCCACUAUUACUAAUCUUGGGCUUGAAAUGGUGCCUAUGAUUUUGUAUGCCAAAGGUUCUGCAAUGGUAUUGGAUUUCAUAGCAGAUAUGGGCUAUGAUGUUCUUGGUGUAGACUGGACUGUUGCUCCUUCUGUUGCCAGGAGUAAAUUUUCUGAAGGCAUUUGUCUACAGGGUAAUUUAGAUCCACCUGCUCUGAAAGCAGACCAUGAAACAAUAAAACGGUUGGUGAUAGACAUGUUGCAAGGUUUUGGCACUCAAAGCUAUAUUGCUAAUUUAGGUCAUGGUAUCUAUCCAGAUAUACCCCCUGAUAAUGUAGCCUUUUUUGUAAAUACUAUACAUGAAGAAUCGGAAAAAAUGAUUAAAGCUUUGUGAUUUCCCUAAAUUUAAAAAAGAAAAGAAAUGAUACAAGAUCAAAGUGAACUUGAGGCAUUGCUACAUUUUGGUAACAAUUUUAACAUCAAUCGGCAAAAUGUUAUUCUCUUUUGAAAGACUUUCGUAAUAUCAUAGAUCACAUUAAAACUUUUUAAUAUCGACUUCAAAUAACUAGUUAUCGAGUCCCAACUUCAUUUGGUUUCGUACAACAUCCAGGGUUAUAGAAAUGAA